Molecule: messenger RNA, 2259 nt
Organism: Bactrocera oleae (olive fruit fly)
Lineage: Eukaryota; Metazoa; Arthropoda; Insecta; Diptera; Tephritidae
Source: RefSeq, a predicted model, not a curated record
CCUACAAUUGGAAACCUGAUUAAAGUUGUGUUCCUUUGCUUGAAAAUUAACUUUAUAACGCAUUUUGCUAACGGAAAUUACAAACAAACUGCGAUACAGCUUGGAUUUGUGCCGACAGUUUUACUUGAAAGUUUUUAUAACACUAAUGCUAAUUUUUAGUUAAUAAUAAAUGAAAUAUAUGUUUUGUUACACUUGUAAAACAAUUGCAAUAUGCAAGCAAACAAGCGAACUUAUUCGCAAACAACAGCUGAUUUCCGCAACAGCCGGCAAUAACAGCAAAACAAAACAAUUAAAUGUUUCCCGGAACUUCAACAGUUAGGGUACAUUACAAGUUUUGUAAAUUAUGAUGAAAUAACAUGAAGGGAAUUAGUGUUCGCACAACUGCUUUGCAGAAUACUUCGUAGUAAUUUAGUUUGUUCGGUUUGGUAAGCAGAAAAUAAUGCUUCGUACGUUUAAAAACAUAUUUGCAGCUGGCGCGAGUGCAACUGAUGUAAAUGAAAAUGCAGAAUUGAAGCAAGUAUGGCCGAAGCGAGCGGCUGUUUUGAUAUUUACAAACUUCGGUAAGGAAUUACUGCUGAAAUGUGUUGAUGUGCCCAAACCUGAUGCAACACAAAUAAGUAUCGAAAGUUUUAUGGAAACAUCGUCAGUUUUUCCAAUAAAGUUCGGUACGGAUACGUGUCGUGUAAUGAGUCAGCCAGUGGAACGUUAUACAGAAAUCACUAAGCAAAUUGCAUCUGCGUAUCCCGUAAUACAUGAGCGCGUGUUGCGUUUGUAUUUGGCUUUUUUGGAGUACAAAACUAAAUACGGUCUGUGAUCAAAAAGAAUAUACAUGAACUGUUUUAGUACCGCAUUUGCUUGUUAAUUGUAUUUGUUUAUAGGCACAGAUAUUGAGCGUAAACUGUAUACCGGCAUGACGCUAACAGCUUUGGUGCAGCGUUUACUAGAGAAACGUUGCGUCUCCUUUGUUGGACCGCUGGAUCAUUAUUUGUUGCUUAGCGGUGAAACAGGUUUGGGCAAAUUUUAUGACGUGGGUACGGAGAAGGAGGAAGCGCCAUUUCUGCUGAAAGAUGUGCUAAGCUAUGAUGAAAUGAAACUUUCUGCUUUUCUAUCAGUUUCUUCAUACACGGAGUUCUUAAACGACGGCAAUCGUCGAAACGCUGGCAUAAUCGAAGUGGAUAAAUCCAAAAUAGAACGCGUUGGUGUUGUAGUUGGCAUUAUUGGUGCACGCUUUCAAGCGCGCGAAGCCAUGGACUGGCAGGACAUAAUAGUGAGCAAAGAGCAAAAUAUCAAAAAACAUGGUUACGGUUAUACAGCACAAGAAGCCAUAAAUGCAACGAUUGCUGCGGUUAAUUAUCGCUAUUUGUGGACAAAUUUCUAUGAACAACAAGAUUUGCUGUACGAAAAUAUGACCGGUCGAAAUACAACACGUUUCUAUAAAAUACCAAACACUAAAUAUUUUUUUGAUAAUCUUAUGAUGAAGAAACGCAACGCUAUAUCUUUCGAUACACUCUUGCUGGAGGCUAAUGCACGUGGCGCUGCUGCUGGCAAACAAGUAUAUCUACAUGUAGUUGGCAUUGGAUUAGGCGCCUGGCGCGCGUUCCAACAUCAAGAUACAAUUUUUCUUGAGACCUUUGGUGAACGUUUGCAUGAACUAUUAACGUGCUUGAUACACAUUAAUGUGGUACAUUUUUCAUAUUUUAACAUGACGGCAUGCGCUAAUCUUGCAGAUGGUGGUGUAUUAGCCACGGAGUCGCAUCCAGCUGGUGGCAUUAGAAUAUUCCUUAGAAAUAGGAACCCAGCGCAGAAAUUGGAAUCUGAAUUUGAGAAUAUGCUUGUGGUGGAAUCGUAUGCUUGGGAUGGCAAUGCAUUGCCUGGUAACGAAUUCUGGCUUGGUUCUCUCACCUCUUCCGGCGACCCUGCGGCCGCAUGCAGUACGCUCAUCACAGAACUACACAAUCCACACAUCAACACAAAAAUGGUGAAUGGUGAAAAUUUACAUGUGGCAUCAGAUCGUUUCGGUGUUUUGCAUAUUUCGGACUUUGCUACAAAAGUGCUCCACUAAGUCAUUUACUAAAUACAGUAUAUCAACUAUAUGGUGCAUAUAAUAUUUAAUGGCAAUAUACAGUUGUUGAUGUAGUAACUGCUGUUUUAUUCAAUAUUGCUUUUACAUGUAUUAUUAAAAUAAAAUGUUUUUUUAUAUAUACAUAUUCAUACAUAUAUAAAUAUAUACUGAUUAAUAAUUAUGUGCUGUUAAAUGCA